UCCACAAUCAAGCUUUGUGUGAGAAGAGCAUAGACGUCAAUUCUGAAAGGACGUUUGCAACAGCGUGGAGUGAAACAUAACUUAUUUUCAACAUUGCAAAGGAAUUACAUCUUCGCAAAGAAAGAACAGACCGACGGACGAGGAUCUCCUGCUGCUACAGUCAGCCCCUCCAACACCAACUUCAGUCCAGAGGGUGUGAAGACAUUCAGGCAACAUGGACGGAUUUUACGACCAGCAAGUCCCUUUCAUGUCCCCCCCUAGUAAUUCUCACAUGGAAGAACCAGCGAACGCGCCAUUCAACGACCGGAAGAGAAAGUUUGUGGACACCGAGCUUGCCCAGGACACAGAAGAUCUCUUUCAAGACCUCUUGCAACUUCAAGAGGCAUGGAUUGCAGAAGCUCAGGUGCCUGAUGAUGAACAGUUUGUCCCAGAUUUCCAGUCGGAUAACCUAAUGUUCCAUGGUCCUCCAGCCAGUAAAGUGAAGCGAGAGUCCAGCCCCUCCAGAGAUCUGUCCCCCUGCAGUCAGGAACAACAGAGACCCACGCCCUACACAGACAAGGACCUUUACAGCAACAGUGCCUACAACAGGAAGCCACUCGGCAUCAAUACUUUAACCCCGCCCGCCUCGCCCUGCAGCCCCGCCCUGCAGAGGCAGAUCACGCCCCCUGUCCAUGCGACACACCCCGGCCACAGUCGUCCGACUCACGGGCACGCACUGUCCCCGAUCCCCUCCCACCACCGGACACUCCCGCCACACCCGAGCCAAAGCCAGCCUUUCGCCGUGCCCCGUCUACCUGUCAAUCACUCCGAUGCCUCCUAUAGCUCAGAACACAGGUUCCAGCGGCAGCUCUCUGAGCCAUGUCAGCCUUUCCCUCCGUCUGACGGUGCCUCCUGUACCCCCUACCCCCUCAGCCCCAUCACCCCCCACCGCGCCCCCCUGUCCCGGUACGGCCGCCCCCUCUACCAGCGGCACCUGUCAGAGCCCUUGGUCCUCCUCCCUGCUCAGGGCUUCAAGCAGGAGCUGGUCGACCUCCGCUACACCGAGCACGGGGUCCCCACCAUGGGCCAUCCCCGCACCCCGUUCCAGGGCCUCUCUAUCAAGCAGGAGCCCCGGGAUUUCUGCUUUGAACAAGAAAUGCAGAACUGCCAGUCUUCUUUCGGGAAGUCCGGUAACUUCUACCAAAACAAUGAUGGGUUGGUCUACGACGGUGAGCCUCAUCUGUACAACGACGACACGUGCGUGGUUCCAGAGAGACUAGAAGGCAAGAUCAAGCAGGAGGCCGGAGUGUUCCGUGACGGACCGCCUACCAGCGCCCGAGGUUCCCUGCAGCUCUGGCAGUUCCUGGUCACUCUGCUGGACGACCCGGCCAACGGUCACUUCAUCUCCUGGACCGGCCGCGGCAUGGAGUUCAAACUCAUCGAGCCCGAAGAGGUGGCUCGGCGCUGGGGCCUCCAGAAGAACCGGCCUGCCAUGAACUACGACAAGCUGAGCCGCUCUCUACGCUAUUACUAUGAGAAGGGCAUCAUGCAGAAGGUGGCUGGAGAGAGGUACGUGUACAAGUUUACGUGUGACCCCGAGGCGCUCUUCUCCAUGGCCUUCCCUGACAACCAGAGGCCCAGCCUGAAGCAGGACCCGGACAUCCUGCCCCCGUCUGGGGGGGAGGAGGACACCACCGUGCCCCUGGCCCACUACGAGGAUGGCUGUGGCCCCUACCUGGCUGACGGAGGGGAGCGGUGCGUCUCGUUACUGGGCUUCCCCGAUAACUACUCAUUCUGAGUGUUCUGACCAAUGACUGAAUAAAGACAGUUGUCAUCUGGUACCCUGCCACACCCCUACCUUACCCAAACUCUUGUCCACUAACUACACACCACUACCCUACCCCUCGUCCCCUAACUACACACCCCUACCCCUAGUCCCCUAACUACACACCCCGACCCCAAACCCUAGUCCCCUAACUACACACCCCUACCCCUAGUCCCCUAACUACAUACCCAGAGCCCAAGCUGCUGAGCGGAUUUGGAGCUCUCUAACCCCCCUCCCCUACUCCUAUCCCAAACUCAGCCCCUCUUGCCAGUCUUGAGAUUACCCUCCCCAAGUCCCAAGGAAAAAACAGUGGGAACCUGAGACGGCCAUCUUGCUUCUUCUUUACCCUCUGUUAUCAAACUGACUUGUGGCGGUCCACAUCCUCAUCAACAUAAACUGAACUGAGCCAUGCAGUUUCCACAAUCUGCUAGGUAGGAGUGUGACAAAGACAAUGUGACGAGGCUAUAAAACAUUGCCCUUUGAUAUAGCAAUCGUCUUAUGGCUCGAUCCCAAAUAAACAAACAGUAGUACACUCGACACGCGCACAGGGGCUUCACCUUGGAGAGAAACUACGACUCCAAUUAACCUUAGUACCACUGGUGAUUAUGUAAUGUAACCUUGUAUGCAAUGAAUGGGCCAAACACACAGGCACCCGACUGUUCUUAUUCAUCCAUAAUACAUUGUGCGACUCUUAAGAAGCUGGGACAAGAGUACCCCUGAGCAAGUUGCGUUGGCUGGCAUGCCCACUCAUAAAAACACCAACACACUGAAAUCCAAUCUGAAAUGGGAGAGGUGGACUCAGGACUGUACUCGCUAGCUCAGCUUUCUAUUCAUAUUUCUGACUCUGGGAAUUGUUUUUCUCUCACCAAAAACGUAAAA
Molecule: messenger RNA, 2683 nt
Organism: Coregonus clupeaformis (lake whitefish)
Lineage: Eukaryota; Metazoa; Chordata; Actinopteri; Salmoniformes; Salmonidae
Product: ETS translocation variant 5
Biological process (GO): cell differentiation; regulation of transcription by RNA polymerase II
Cellular component (GO): nucleus
Molecular function (GO): DNA-binding transcription factor activity, RNA polymerase II-specific; sequence-specific DNA binding
Source: RefSeq, a predicted model, not a curated record